UAUACGUUCCCCGAUUUCUCCAAAACGGCUGAACCGGGGUCUGAUAAACUUCAGAAGUCUAGGAGACUUCAAAUAGUCUAAACACACAUAUAGAUUUGGAAUUUCUCGAUCUUGGCAAGCGUCAAUUGAUAUACUUAGUUGAACUCCUGGUAAGACUAGGUAUUGUUUUGUGAAGAAUAUGGAAUCGUUUUUUUUUUGUUAAACAAUACAGAAAAUGUGUUCUAAUUUCAAUUGUUUUCAGGGUGCCUGCAAACCCUGCGCCUGCCCUCUGUACCUGCCUUCUAACAACUUUAGCCCAAACUGCGCGUUAGCUUCAGCCGAGGGCGAUGAGUUUGUCUGCACUCAGUGUCCAGACGGGUACACUGGAGAUCACUGCGAACACUGCGACUUCGGCUACUGGGGCUCCCCGACCACUCCAGGGGGUUCCUGCCAGCCCUGCGACUGCGGCGGAGCGCCGUGCGACCGCGACACGGGGCUGUGCGGGACCUGCCCUCCUCGCACGGAAGGGGCGCGCUGUGACCAAUGCCAGGAAGGCUACUGGUUCGGCCCUGACGGCUGGUCGGGUGCAGGUUGCGUGCCGUGUGACUGCGGCGUUGGAGCCCUGUCUGUGGCAUGCGACGCUAAAACUGGCCAGUGCGCGUGUAAACAAGGCUUUACUGGGCGGAGAUGUGACACUUGCAGCGCGGGACAUGGAGAUCUAAUCGCCGGUUGCCCCGCCUGCCGCUGCGGUACAGCCGCCCUCUCCAACUCAUGCGCCGCCGACACCGGCGUUUGCGCCUGCGCGCCGGGCGCCGCGCUGCCAUACUGUGAUAGCUGUCAAGACGAACACUAUGGCUUGGAGAGCAGCGGGUGCAAAGGGUGUAACUGUUCGCCGCUCGGUUCGGAGAGCAGCGUGUGUGACAUACGCUCCGGACAGUGCAGAUGUCGACCACACGUCACGGGGCGCGCGUGUGACACAUGUGAGGUAAGCUGGCCACUGUUCGCCGAACCGAAAGGCUUGGAGCAGUGUGUGUAGGAUUCGCUUCGGACAGUGCA
Molecule: messenger RNA, 1035 nt
Organism: Cydia pomonella (codling moth)
Lineage: Eukaryota; Metazoa; Arthropoda; Insecta; Lepidoptera; Tortricidae
Product: laminin subunit alpha-2-like
Exons: 5
Coding region: 215-1015 (266 amino acids)
Source: RefSeq, a predicted model, not a curated record